Molecule: messenger RNA, 2529 nt
Organism: Trichomycterus rosablanca
Lineage: Eukaryota; Metazoa; Chordata; Actinopteri; Siluriformes; Trichomycteridae
Gene: kat14
Product: lysine acetyltransferase 14
Exons: 10
Coding region: 1-2244 (747 amino acids)
Molecular function (GO): histone acetyltransferase activity
Source: RefSeq, a predicted model, not a curated record
AUGGACGGAGGGGAGAAGCGGGGUCUGAUGGCGCAGGACGAUGAGGCUAUGUGCACAUCAGCCUCUGAUGGCUUGGAGGAGGGAGAGGUGGAAGGCGAGACCCUGCUUAUCGUAGAGUCCGAGGACCAAGCGUCUGUGGAUCUCUCGCACGACCAGAGCGGAGACUCGCUGACCAGCGACCCGGGCGAGGACACAGAGGGCACUUGGAGUGAGGACACGGCCUUUUACUGCGAAAAGUGCCGCAAGUGGAUUCCUGCCGCUCAGCUUCGAGGAGAGCAGCCCAGCUAUCUAAAAGGAGAUAACUUCUUCAAGUUCAUCUGCUCUGACUGUUCUGACGACAGCAAGGAGAGCUUCGAGAGGAUGCGACUCACAUGGCAGCAGGUGGUGAUGCUGGCCAUGUAUAACUUGUCUUUAGAGGGAACUGGUCGGCAAGGCUAUUUCCGCUGGAAGGAGGAUAUUUGUGCUUUUAUCAGCCGACACUGGACAUUUUUACUUGGCAGUAGGAAGAAGACAUCAACAUGGUGGAGCACAGUUGCUGGUUGUUUGUCCGUUGGCAGCCCGACCUUCUUCCGAUCCGGAGCUCAGGAAUUUGGCGAGCCUGGCUGGUGGAAGCUUGUGCAGAAUCGUCCACCCACCCUCAGACCAGAAGGAGAUAAACCCUCCACUGCAUCUCUUAAACACAAAGCUGCAUCCAAGCCACCACCAGACCCCACCAUUACGGUGGAGGGGCUUCGCAAGCGCGGUGCCCGCAGCGCCGUAGAGAGCGCCAUGCGGCUGAAAGAGAAGCGGUCCCGCACGCAGGAGGCCAAGGAGAUCCGCAGGGCGCAGAGAGAGGCCGUCUCGGCCCCGCUCAGACCGACCGGCCGCCCAUUCGUGCUGGAAAGGGGCGAGGUGGUGGACUUCGCUUCGAUGAGCUCAUCCGACCCGACGUCCCCUUCGCCAUCGCCCUCGCCCGACUUCUCAGCCCCCGGCACACCCGCUUCGCACUCGGCUACACCCAGCUUGCUCUCUGAGGCCGACCUGGUACCUGACGUCAUGCCCCCUCAGGCUCUGUUUCACGAUGAUGAGGAACUAGACGCUGAAUGUGCGAUCGACCCAGGCAGCGAGUACGCCCCCGCAAUCAGAGGCGCCGUGCCAACAGCCUUCUCCCGCAAAAAACAGGAGCUCAUCAAGCAGGAGCCGGAGAGCGAGGACGACGCAGACGACGGCCGGGACGAAGGAAGGAAAGAAAAGGGCGAGCGCAGAAAAGAAAAGGGCGAAGCACCAGCAGUGCCCAACAAACCCCGCUACGCCCACCUUAGCCUGUACGAGGAGCGCAUGCUGCUCCGGAAGCUGGGGGCGUGCCCACAAGCGCUGGCGGUCACACCGCAGGCCAAUCGGCUGCGGCGGAAGCUGCUGGUGCGACAGGCCAAGCGUGAGAGAGGGCUCCCGCUGCUGGAUGUCGACCAGGCGGUCAACGCGGCCAUCAGUUUGGUGGGAGGUGUGUACGGAGCACAGGUAGCGGCGUCCAGUGGGAUGGGCAAGUUCAGGAUGAACAGUCAGGAUCUGCGAAUUCUCGACCGCUUUCAGGUCCCAGCAUCCAGCAGAAAGGACUUCUACCAGUCCAACGUUUCCUUCUGGCACAGACUCAUGGGGGCCGAUGCCUGCAUGGAUCUGGAAAUCAAGAGCCCUUACACGUCUCGGACUCUCAAACCUUAUAUACGGAGAGACUACGAGACGAAACCGCUGAAGAUUAAACUGCUGGCUGAGAUUCGGGCGUACCCGCACAGGAACGACCCGACCUGGGUUCCCAAACCUGACUCGCCCAUAGAUUACUGCUACGUACGACCCAACCACAUCCCCUCUGUCAACUCCAUGUGCCACGACAUGUUCUGGCCUGGUGUGGACCUCUCGGAGUGUCUGCAGUACCCGGACUUCAGUGUGGUGGUGCUCUAUAAGAAGGUGAUCAUCGGAUUUGGCUUCAUGGUGCCCGACGUCAAAUAUAACGAAGCCUACAUCUCCUUUCUGCUGGUGCAUCCUGAGUGGAGGAGGGCUGGUAUCGCCACCUUUAUGAUUUACCAUCUAAUUCAGACCUGUAUGGGGAAGGACGUCACUCUUCACGUUUCCGCCAGCAACCCCGCCAUGCUCCUGUACCAGAAGUUCGGCUUCAAGGCCGAGGAGUACAUCCUGGACUUCUACGAUAAGUACUACCCAGUGGACAGCAAAGAGUGCCGACACGCUUUCUUACUGCGGCUCCGGCGCUGAGCGCUCUCUGAUUGGACAGAUCCGAGUCACCAAAACCGGUGAUAUUUUAUAGGGAUGUCAUAUGUUGGAGUACACUGCUCAUUCUGUUCUGUGAAUGUAAAUGUUGGUUUCAUUUUUAAAACGUGUCCGUGGAUAACGGCAUUAAAGUCAACCAAAACAGACAAACAAGACGUACACUAAUAGUGACGUUUUUCUUCUUGACCCUUAAAAUUUAAUGCGCAGGGGGAACAAAAAGCCUUGAAUGCAAAUCAUUUCCAUGAUAAUGUGAAUAAAAACACAAGAACA